CCCUAGCUAUUUUGGAUAAUUGUGUUUUGUUUGUGUUUUGAAUUUCAAGUCACUGUAGUAUUUGAUUAAAUAUUUUGUUUAAACUUUCUCCUCACACUUGAAAAGUUUUUCUAUUUAUAAGAAACUCUAAUUUUUUUACAAUGAAACGUAAAGGGAAUGAAUUAGCAUUAAUAGAUAACCGGAGUGUCAAGAGGAUCAAUGAUGGGGUAUAUGACAGAACAUCGAGCUUAAUCGCUCCCAUAAUGGCCCUGGAAGGUCACCAGGGAGACAUAUUUGCUGUAAAAUUUCAUCCCGAAGGACAAUAUCUAGCUUCCACUGGAUUCGAUAGACAAAUAUUGAUCUGGAAUGCUUUUGGAGAAUGUGAGAAUAUCUCGAUGAUGACGGGUCACACUGGCGCCAUUUUGGAGAUGCACUUCUCAACUGAUGGCGGCACCAUCUUCACAUGCAGCACAGACACCACCCUGGCGCUGUGGGACCUCGCCACUGGCAACCGCAUCAAGAAGCUUAAAGGACAUACGAACUUUGUGAACUCGUGCCACCCGGCGCGGAGGGGCCCGCAACUGCUGGCGAGUGGCUCGGAUGACGGCACGGCUAGAGUGUGGGACACGCGCAAGAAGGGCCACGCCACCACACUCAACAACACCUACCAGGUCACCGCGGUCACCUUCAACGACACCGCCGAGCAGCUGAUCUCAGCCGGCAUCGACAAUGACGUCAAGGUGUGGGAUCUAAGAAAAAACGCAGUGAUUCAGAAAAUGAGGGGUCAUACAGACACAGUGACCGGCCUGAGUUUGUCUCCGGACGGCUCCUACCUGUUAUCCAAUGCAAUGGACAAUUCGCUGCGCAUCUGGGAUGUCAGGCCGUAUGCUCCUCAAGAGCGGUGUGUCAAAAUUCUCUCCGGUCACCAGCACAAUUUUGAAAAGAACCUGCUGCGCUGCUGUUGGUCGUGGGACGGGUCGCGGGUGUCAGCCGGCUCGGCCGACAGGUUCGUCUACAUCUGGGACACGACGUCGCGACGCAUCGUCUACAAGCUACCCGGUCACAACGGCAGUGUUAACGACGUCCAUUUCCACCCCAGUCAACCUAUCAUUAUGUCUGGGUCCAGUGAUAAGGUGAUAUAUCUUGGCGAGCUUGAAUGAAGACUCCUAUUUUAUUUCGAAUUCAUUUAUUGAGAUUAUAAUAAAAUAGUACGUAUAAUUAAUAAAACGUUUUUUAAUAUGAAUAAGAAUAACAGAGAUUCCAAUUAUUUCUACAUACUCGAAUUUCUAAAAUAGGGGAAAGUCCCAUUACAAACUCCAAUAAUUCUAUCCAAGAAACUAUUAUUACCAUUAACAAUGUCAUUCUUGUUCAGAAUAAUAGAUUGCUGGAUGAAGGUACAAGGCACAUAUCAAUCACAAACCUUGCAACGGAAUUCAUUCAUUACAAAUAAAUAAGGAUUGAAUAGAUUGGAAUUUUGUAUUAUAAUACCACUAAAGUGAUAUUGUAAUAUAUUUUGUCUUUUGGAGGGUAACAUACCCAUCGAUAUUUAUUUAUAUAAUCUAUCAACAACACUGAUGAGAUCAAACUAAGAAAAAUAAUGUCUCAUACCAACAACAUAUUACAUUCAUUUAAAAAUUGAGCAAAAUCAAACACCUAAAAUUGAAAAUUCAAAAAUAUUAUAAGAUUGUUAAGUGAAACUCAUCUUUCUCUAAGUCAUAGGAAUUAUUUUAAGGGGAACAUUAUUAUAGCUGAGUAAAUGACAAGAGUCAAAUCUCUAUUAUUUCCCAUUAGGGCUAUAAACUUUAUAAUACAACAAUUAGUGACUUGUUCAACUACAAUGAAAAAGUUAACAAAUAAUAUAUAUUUUCUGUAUAACAGAAGUUUCAUAUCAUGGAGAUUUUCACAUAAAAUUAUUAUAUCCAAUUAUCACUUUAUUGUUUUACAACAACUCAAACUGAUUUAUGUUUGACAUAAACGUUUGAAGAAUUAACUAGUAACUACGUAGUUCAGAAGCAUCAAUACAAAAAAUCUGAAGAAUGUAAAAUUCUUGAAUAAAAAAUACAUACAUUAAAUAAAAAUAGUAAAAGUCAUAUUAUAUUUUUAUUUCUGGUCUGCAUUAGUUCGGAUAUCGUACCAUAGAAUAUGGUAGGUAGAACAUACAGAAACUGUAUGCUUUCUCUAUUAUUGUACUGAUCAGAUAAAAUUCUUAUUUUAUUUAUUAGGUUAUCACAAACAAUAAAGAAGUUUACAAUGAUCGGAAAAGAAAAAAACAGGCUAUUGCCCAAAACCUUUUCAAUUUCCUAAUUUAGUUUCAAAUUGUCCAAAUAUUAUGCAUAGGUUAUGUAUAAAUAAAAAUAGCACUAUUAGCUGAAGUUGUAGCAUCGGCAAAGUAAUGGCAGAUACGGAAGUUCCAAAAGUCAGUGACCAUGAGAACGAUAUACGAUAAACGUUUUAUUCAAAGAACCAGUUCCAUCAUGAUUGUAGUGGGGAGUGCCUCAAAACGGCGAGUUUCAAUUUGUCUAGUGUAUGAACAUAACCUAAAAGGAGUGUCUCAGAACUGCGAGUUUCAAUAUUAAUAUUUGUCCAGUGCAUGAACAUAACCUAAAAGGUUUGGUUCAAUUAGGUUUUAAAGGUAAAAGGCAAGGCUAGGUUUAGGCUUUUGAAUGACAUUUGAAAUGUGUUGAUAUUUAAAAACACAAAUAACAAAAAGUUGAAAUAUUUUGAGAUAUCGCAAUUACGAAUGACACCCAUGCAAUCUCCCACCAUCACUAGUUACAGUGGUAAACGCCUUUGACCUAGCAACUAGUUAGAGCGUAGUAAGCUACAAAUUAUGACUUAUCUCAAGGAAGUGUCGAUUUUGAAAACAUUGUAUUUGAUAUUGGUAUCCUGUAUGUGUACUAGAAUUAUUACAGAUGUUGUUACUUUCAACUGACCGAAACCUAAAUAAAUCUUUCUUUGACCCCACUGGUGGAGGGGACCCCCUCCUUUACCGACACUUGUUUUUUUGAAAUCCUGAAGUUUACAUCCUUAUUAUCCAAUUGACUAAUGCGAUUAGUCAAUCGGAUUAAUCUACGCAUUGAUUGCGAUGUUAAAGGUGAAAGGCUUCGAUGAUGUUGGCAAAUUUGUUGUGGGUGAAAAUAACCAUUUAUCUCAACACAGAGGAACAGGCCAAGAGGCGGGAGCAGAGGGAGGCCACAUCAAACAGGAGUAAUAAGAGAGGCAUUAGAGAGACAGCUGGAAAGAGGUGAAGUGCAAGCUCAGAAACGGAACAGGCCAAGAGGCGGGAGCAGAGGAAGGCCAUAUCAAACAGGAUAAUAAGAGAGGCAUGAGAGAGACAGCUGAUUAACAUAAAAUAGACAGCUGAUCGAAAGAGGUGAAGUGCAAGCUCAGAAACGGAACAGGCCAAGAGGCGGGAGCAGAGGGAGGCCACAUCAAACAGGAUAAUAAGAGAGACAACUGAUGAACAUAUGAGAGACGGCUGAUGAACA
This is a messenger RNA of Nilaparvata lugens (brown planthopper), 3467 nucleotides long. Its product is annotated as U5 small nuclear ribonucleoprotein 40 kDa protein. The record is from RefSeq and is a predicted model, not a curated record. The transcript is spliced from 7 exons. Gene Ontology annotation, cellular component: catalytic step 2 spliceosome. Gene Ontology annotation, molecular function: RNA binding; protein binding. The coding region runs from base 141 to 1139 and encodes 332 amino acids. NCBI's taxonomy places the organism in Eukaryota, Metazoa, Arthropoda, Insecta, Hemiptera, Delphacidae.